AUCAACCUUUCAUUGCUUUGCUGGCCUCAAGAUUCAUGGAAUGUAGAUGCAUCCAACUUAUACGCCAUGCCAAUUGUCAUUAUCCAAAUUACAGAAUUCGAGUGUGGUGGCUUGGCUCUAUCCUUGAGCCUCGUGCACAUUGCAAUGGAUGGUUACUCAAUUUUUACUAUUAUCAACGAGUGGUCCAAAGUGUGUAGACUUGAGAUUCCUGUAGAGAAGAUCGAUUUCAUGAGCUUUAAUUUGGUUGAUGUAUUCCCAACGAGAGAUUUAUCGAAGCUUCUCUUGCCUCGUGUUCCUCCAUUAGAUCGUGUGGAGUCUAAAUUAGUAGCCAAAAGGCUAUACAUCAACGAAGAUUCCAUUUCAAGGCUAAGAAAAGAAGUCGGUGGAGACUUAUGCACCUUUAAGCCGUCAAGAGUUGAAAUGAUCAUGGCCCUCCUAUGGAGGGCUUUAAUCCGUGCUUCAGAAAAAAAGCACGGAUAUCUAAGACGUUCUCUAAUGAACAUCCCAAUAAACUUGCGCACUAGGUUGAUUUCUUUACCUCAAGUAGAAAAAUCUUUUGGGAAUCUUGGAGUUGACGCCCCUAUAAAAUUCAUACCUGGGGAGAACAAGAUGGAGUUGCACGAAUUCGUCACAGUAAUUCAUGACACUGUGAAGGAAACUAUUAUUACUUGUGACAAGACUUCACCGGAGGACAUAGUGUUCGCGGUGGCAAAUAUAUAUAAUGAAAGUUUUCUAGUACAAGAUUGGGGAGGAAGUAAUGAAGUUGAUAGGUACGUAA
Messenger RNA from Solanum stenotomum, 778 nucleotides. Its product is annotated as acetyl-CoA-benzylalcohol acetyltransferase-like. The transcript has a single exon. The annotation marks the transcript as partial. The record is from RefSeq and is a predicted model, not a curated record. NCBI's taxonomy places the organism in Eukaryota, Viridiplantae, Streptophyta, Magnoliopsida, Solanales, Solanaceae.